Molecule: messenger RNA, 3375 nt
Organism: Entelurus aequoreus (snake pipefish)
Lineage: Eukaryota; Metazoa; Chordata; Actinopteri; Syngnathiformes; Syngnathidae
Product: long-chain fatty acid transport protein 6
Exons: 10
Coding region: 134-1984 (616 amino acids)
Molecular function (GO): long-chain fatty acid-CoA ligase activity; long-chain fatty acid transmembrane transporter activity
Source: RefSeq, a predicted model, not a curated record
UCCUCCACGCUUGCAUCUGAUUGGCUGCUGUCAAGCUAGCACGAUGACCAAGCUAGCUUGACGAGUCCACAUCCAUCAAAAACUUUUAGGCUAAACUUUGUCUCUUUUUGAGGAGCACUAUCGUUACUAAACGAUGUUAACGGUGGCGUUUACCGUUUUAGCGGGGCUACUGGCAGCUUUUCUCUAUCAGAAAAUGUUUUAUCCUUUCCUGUGGGCGGAUUUGGCGUAUUACUUCAAACUCCGGAUGUACAGAAAAUCUCUGCUCGCUCGCACGCAGCGAGGAAUUAUCACCUAUUUGGACUGUUUUCUUCUACAAGUCAGGACGAAGCCGGACAAAACUUUCAUUAUCCACGAAGACCAGAGAUUCACGUACCGUGACGUGGACAGGAGAAGUAACCAGUUUGCCAACGCGUUAGGGCGGAAGUGUUUAAAAGAAGGAGACAUUGUUGCUCUGUUGAUGGCCAACGAGCCGGACUUUAUUCACGUGUGGUUUGGACUUUGUAAACUCGGCUGUCAAGUUGCCUUUCUCAACACCAACAAUAAAUCUAAAUCUCUGCUGCACUGCAUCAGAAGUUGUGACGCCAAGGCGCUUGUCGUAGGCACAGGUCUGGUUCAUUUGGUGGAAGAUCUGCUUCCUGACCUCAAGGAGGACAAUACGAUUGUGUUUGUGGCAAAUCAGUCGGCACCUUCAGAGGGUUUCGUCAGUUUACUGGAUCAGAUGGAAAACAACUCAACAGAAAACCAAAAUGGGCUACCCAAAGUUGAUAUUAUGUCCAACUUCCUCUUCAUAUUUACUUCUGGCACAACAGGUCUCCCAAAGGCAGCUCGUGUGAGUCAUCUUAAAGCCAUCAUGAGUAUGGCAUUUUUUCACAUGUGCGGGGUUACAUCUGAUGACAUCAUCUACAUCACCCUUCCUCUUUACCACAUGUCUGCUUCCCUGUUAGGGAUUGGAGGAGCAAUACAGCUCGGUGCAACUUGCGUCUUAAAGAAGAAGUUUUCAGCCAGUCAGUUUUGGAAGGAUUGUGUGAAAUAUAAUGUGACUGUGGUGCAAUACAUUGGAGAGCUCUGUCGAUAUUUGGUCUCCCACCCUAGGGUUCCAGAGGAGAGUAGUCACUCUGUUCGUCUUGCAACAGGAAGCGGGCUUAGGUCAGAUGUGUGGAAGGAGUUUGCCAAACGCUUUGGGAGGAUCAAGAUCAGAGAAGGCUAUGGUUUAACUGAGGCCAGCAUUGGCUUCCUUAACUACACGGAUGAGGUUGGACCCAUUGGAAGAGCAAGCGCCUUCAACAAGCUUUCAAUGCCAUUUGAACUCUUGAGAUAUGACACGCAAACAUAUGAGCCCCUCAGAACAACCUCUGGAAGAUGUGUACGAGCACAAAAAGGUGAGGCUGGUAUCCUGGUAGCUCCUUUAACACCUAUGAACCAGUUCCCGGGUUACGCUGGAAAUAAGGUCCAGUCUGAGAAGAAGUUGGUCAAGGAUGUUUUCAGGACGGGUGAUGUCUAUUUCAACACCGGAGAUCUCCUGCUUCAGGACCAAAGAGACUUUCUUUACUUCCGUGACCGCGUUGGAGACACUUUCAGGUGGAAAGGAGAGAAUGUAUCCACCAUGGAAGUUUCAGAGGUUUUAUGUCUUCUUGACUUUAUUCAGGAUGCCAGUGUUUAUGGGGUCACCAUAUCAGGAUAUGAAGGCCGAGCAGGCAUGGGUGCUAUUGUUUUAAAAGCCGACCACGGACUGAACGGUGCAGAACUCUACAAGCACUUGGUUGAAGCACUUCCUUCGUAUGCCUGGCCAUGGUUUCUCAGAAUACGGCCCUCUCUGGAUGUGACGGACACCUUCAAGCAGCAGAAGGGCAAACUAGUCCAGGAAGGCUUUAACCCAGACGUCAUAAUGGAUCCUCUGUUGUUCUUGGAUAUCACUCAGAAGGACUAUAUUCUCCUCAGUGGAUCCCUGUAUGAGGAUAUUGUGCUGGGAAAAAUCAAACUAUAAUGUACAAUGAGUAAUAAGGUCUUCAUUAGAGUCUAAGCAUUAAAAUAGAUUAUACAAAACCCAAAACCAGUGAAGUUGGCACAUUGUGUAAUUGGUAAAUAAAAACAGAAUACAAUGAUUUGCAAAUCCUUUUCAACUUAUAUUCAAUUGAAUAGACUGCAAAGACAAGAUAUUUAAUGUUCGAACUGAGGAACUGAUUUUUUUUUGCAAAUAAUCAUUCACUUAGAAUUUAAUGGCAGCAACACAUUGCAAAAAAGUUGGCACAGGGGCAUUUUUACCACUGUGUUACAUGGCCUUUCCUUUUAACAACACUCAGUAAAUGUUUGGGAACUGAGGAGACCAAUUUUUUAAGCUUUUGAGGUGGAAUUCUUUCCCAUUCUUGCUUGAUGUACAGCUUAAGUUGUUCAACAGUCUGGGGUCGCCAUUGUGGUAUUUUAGGCUUCAAAUUGCACCACACAUUUUCAAUGGGAGACAGGUCUGGACUACAGGCAGGCCAGUUUAGGACCCGCACUCUUUUACUAUGAAGCCACGCUGUUGUAACACGUGGCUUGGCAUUGUCUUGCUGAAAUAAGCAGGGGCGUCCAUGAAAAAGACGUUGCUUGGAAGGCAACAUAUGUUGCUCCAAAACCUGUAUGUACCUUUCAGCAUUAAUGGUGCCUUCACAGAUGUGUAAAUUACCCAUGCCGUGGGCACUAAUAUACCUCCAUAAAAAAAUAAAAAAUAAAAAAUAUAUAUAUAUAUAUAUAUACCUCCAUACCAUCACAGAUGCUGGCUUUUGAACUUUGCGCCUAGAACAAUCCGGAUGGUCCUUUUCUUCUUUGUUCCGGAGGACACGACGUCCACAGUUUCCAAAAACAAUUUGAAAUGUGGACUCGUCAGACCACAGAACACUUUUACACUUUGUAUCAGUCCAUCUUAGAUGAGCUGGGGCCCAGCGAAGAUGGCGGGGUUUCUGGGUGUUGUUGAUAAAUGGCUCUCGCUUUGCAUAGUAGAGUUUUAACUUGCACUUGCAGAUGUAGCGACCAACUGUAGUUACUGACAGUGUUUUUCUGAAGUGUUCCUGAGCCCAUGUGGUGAUAUCCUUUACACACCGAUGUCGCUUUUUGAUGCAGUACCGCCUAAGGGAUAAAAUCAUUGUAUUCUGUUUUUAUUUACGAUUUACACAACGUGUCAACUUCACUGGUUUUGGGGUUUGUAUUUACCAAUAGUUUUAUUUGUUGUUCUUUUUUUUUUUUUAUCAGCGUUAUAGAUCACACACAAAAAAUGUUCUUGUGAUACAAAACACAAACGUCCACUGCAGGGAAUGCUGGUUCUCAGGCGUACUGUCGUGGUCAAAAGUUUACAUACACUUGUAAAGAACAUCAUGUCAUGGCUGUCUUGAGUUUCCAAUA